CUCUAUUGACAAAAAUAGCGAAAAGCCUGAUCAUCUAUAUUCUUUGGUCGUUUACUAUCAGUGGUGAGUAGUGUCCCUGGAUCAACCUGGAUGCUACGAACUUCGAAAAUAUAUCGAACAAUAUAAAAGAUAAAUAAUAAAAAUAGGCAAAAAAAAAAAACAAGUAAAUGAUAAUGGAUAAAACUCGACAUUAUCAGCGAAUAGCGAACGACACAGUACAAAAUAAAAUGUCUGGUGAAAGUGAUUUUGGGCCACGUAAAACAUUAAUUGUUUUAACAGUUGUUGCUGGUUGUUUUGCUAUAUUAUGGCCAAAAAUAUUUUAUCCGAUGCUUAUUGGACCUGGUAAUACUCCUCAUUCACCUAUUGAUGGAUCUGUAUGCUGUGAUUUAAUAUUUGAAACGGAUGUCAACGCAGUGGAUAUUUUACAAGAAAUGUGUAAAAAUAUAUUGAAUCACCAUCAAGUUGAUCCACGAGUACGAGAUAUUGUAAAUAUAAAUAAAUUAUCUCCCCAAAGUAUUAAUUUCUGUCGUGAACAAGUAUUAUCACGUUGUGGUAUUGACUUGUCAUCAUUUUUGGCUGAAGAAGAAAAAUUAGGAAAAACAUAUAAACAAGUACUUGAAGAAAUUCGGUCAUUUAAUAGUUCAUUAUGUCUUAAAAUUAAUUUUGGAGUAUCUUUAUCACGAUUAGGAACUCCGCAUCUUAUAAGAUAUCAUAUUUUAAUGCCACACACUCCAAUUAAACAAGAGCGUCGUUUACCUCCCCAUGCGGGAGGUUUGCAUCCAGCAAUGAGAGAACGUGGUAGAGCAAUACCUUCUUCACAUAUUGUACCAAGAGUAGAAGGAAGACCUGAACAAGUAUUUUCACAUAAAAUGAGACCACCAAUGGGUGGUCCAGGCCGUGUAAUCACACCUCAGGGCGGAAGUGGUAGCAGUAUGGGAAUCAUUAUGCCACUGUAUACUGUUGGAAUUCUUUUAUUUUUUCUCUAUACAAUCACCAAGGUAUUAAGAAAAAAUCCGAAUAAUGAUAUUUAUCGUGAAUAUUCAAAUCCCGAAGCUGAAAAAGAAUUUCGUGAUCGAGUUUUUAAUCCAGAAAUAUUGACAAGUGCUAUAACUGGAGUGCCGUAUUAUCGUAAAGAAAAAUCCCCAGAAUUAACUAAACGAACUCCGACUAUUGAUGAGCUGAAACAACAAGCUGCAGGAGACAUAGAGGUAGAUCAAUUAAUUCAACGAUUGGCCGACACGGAAGCCGCUAUGGAGAGAAUUGUUGUACAAAUGGGUAACCUAUCUCGUACAGUUGCACAGAAUCCGACUUCACAGCAAGAUACACAGGAAGAAUGUACGGAUAGCAAUUGUUGCAGUGUUGAAGAAUUAGAUCGAUCAUCACCUACAGUGAAAGUCAUGGGGAUGGAAAUGACCGCAAAUUGCGAAGGAGGGCAAAAAAUCAGUAGACCCUCAACACCAAUAAUAUCUCAUUCACCUAAUCAUUUUGAGCGUGAGAAAUCACCACCGAAGCCAAUUUAUCUUGAAGGUGCGCUUCCAUCGCAAUGCGAACUCCUAGUUACGGAUUCAAAAACUCAAGCUGAAAAUUUUGAGGAAAAUAACGAAGUUCCAGUUGUCUUAUCAGGGAAAAUGACGCUAUCUCUCAUCAGUCUCGACCAAAUUCCACCUAACUCUGAGGGUGUCAAUGAAGAUAUAUUCGAUCAUAAAGAAAAAGUUAUUGAAAUUGUACCUGACAACUAUUCCGUUUGUAGCGACGACAAAGAAAUUAAUUCAAAUGAUGAUAAGAUUCAAAUUUAUAAAUUAAGAGAAAGCUUGAAUAACAAAGUAAUUAAAAACACAAAUCGCGAUAAAGACAAAGAUGUAGACGAAGAAAAUAAUGAGAAUGAUCUUAAUGAAGAUAAUGAAGAGGAGGACAUCAAAGAUGUUGAUAUUGAUGACGAUGACGAUAAUAAUAGCAUUGACGUUAGUAGUGAAGAAUAUGGAGAUGGUGACGAAGAUGAAGAUGACGCUGAAGAUGAAGAUAAGGGUGAGGAAGAAGAUCAAAAUGAGAAUGAUGAUGAUGACAAAAACGAAAAAAUAUCAUUUAAAAAUAGUCAUGUUAUUGUUGAAUAGUCGCUAUAAUAACCAGCAACAGUUAUUUUAAAAACUAUCAAAAAUUGAUAAUGUGUAUUGUUAUUUACUUUUGGACAGACCGUCUCAAAUUAUUUGAACCUAAUAAAUACUAUACGUAACGUAGAAUUUAUAACGCUCACUUAAAACAGAUAUCACUAUACCACAUUGUGUUUAAGAAAAUAAUUUACUUUUUUUAUAUGAAUGACGUUUCUUAAUUGAACAGAAAUAAUUUUAAAUACAUUUAGAGUUUGAAAAAAUUGUUUUUGCAUGACGUGAUAAAAAAAUAUCUAAUCUAAUCAGCUUUCUGUUAAAAAUAUUUAUUAUUUAGUUAUUUACGAUUAAAAAAAAAAAGUUCAUAUUAUUAUAGUUAUAUAGACGAAUUAGAUAUUUUUUCAAAAAGCUGAAAAUUUUUUAUAAAUAAGGUGUAUUUCGAAGCUGAACUCUCCGUCUUAAUAUUUGAUAAAAAUAUAAUAAUUAGGACAACAGUUAUAAUGGUAGAAGUGUAAGAUAGUUAUGAAAGUUUAUAGCUUUACAAUGGAAUGUAUCAGUGCCCAUAACUAUUAAAACCUUCCAUUAUUGUUGAAAAUAUUUAAUAUUCUCGCCGAUAUGUUGUAAUUUAAAUUAAAAAUAAAAAAAUUUCUAAAAAUA
Messenger RNA from Cotesia glomerata, 2759 nucleotides. RefSeq names its product resistance to inhibitors of cholinesterase protein 3 (gene RIC-3). Gene Ontology annotation, biological process: protein localization to cell surface; synaptic transmission, cholinergic. Lineage: Eukaryota; Metazoa; Arthropoda; Insecta; Hymenoptera; Braconidae. The coding region runs from base 168 to 2111 and encodes 647 amino acids. Gene Ontology annotation, cellular component: intracellular membrane-bounded organelle; neuronal cell body; neuron projection. The record is from RefSeq and is a predicted model, not a curated record. The transcript has 8 exons.